Molecule: messenger RNA, 3135 nt
Organism: Tachysurus vachellii
Lineage: Eukaryota; Metazoa; Chordata; Actinopteri; Siluriformes; Bagridae
Gene: akt2
Product: v-akt murine thymoma viral oncogene homolog 2
Exons: 14
Coding region: 310-1740 (476 amino acids)
Biological process (GO): protein phosphorylation
Molecular function (GO): ATP binding; protein serine/threonine kinase activity
Source: RefSeq, a predicted model, not a curated record
UGUUGUUGACGUUGACAUUGGCGUGACGUCACAUCCUGUUUGUGCUCUGGCGAGGAGCUGAAGGCCUGAAGUCUAAAAAAAAAGUCCAAAGUAGAUUCAGAAACUAAAUCUCGGCGAAAACGGUUUGGCGGACUGCGAGCUGCGGUGCUUUCUGUGUGCGUGCGUGUGUGUGCGUGUGUGUAUAUGAAUGAGUGUGUUCCUGGUUGUGAUCACUCCUCUCUCUCUGGCCUGCUGAUCCUCUGACACCUUCACCCUCAGCUGCACACACACUGACACACAGACGCACACUGAGACGCACACAAACGCAGCAUGAAUGAGGUUAGCGUGGUCAGAGAAGGCUGGCUCCACAAGAGAGGUGAAUACAUUAAGACAUGGAGGCCACGGUAUUUUAUCCUGAAAAGUGAUGGGACAUUUAUUGGUUAUAAGGAGAAACCUGAUUUGCCUGAGCCAAGCCUGCCCCCCCUCAACAACUUUUCUGUAGCAGAAUGCCAGUUAAUGAAGACAGAGCGGCCACGUCCCAAUACCUUCGUUAUUCGCUGCCUUCAGUGGACAACAGUUAUCGAAAGAACGUUCCAUGUCGACAGUAAUGCUGAGAGGGAGGAAUGGAUACGGGCAAUCCAGGCUGUAGCAAAUGGGCUGAAGACACGAGAGGAGGAGGAGCCAAUGGACAUUAACUUCAGCUCAUCAGGAGACAGCAGCAUGGAGACACCCAUGGCAAAAUCACGCAGCAAAGUGACGAUGAGUGAUUUUGACUACUUGAAGCUGCUGGGCAAGGGCACUUUUGGAAAAGUAAUCCUGGUCAGAGAGAAAGCAACAGGUGUGCAUUAUGCCAUGAAGAUCCUGAGAAAGGAGGUCAUCAUCGCUAAGGAUGAGGUGGCUCACACGGUCACGGAGAGCAGAGUGCUACAGAACACCAGACACCCUUUCCUUACGACACUAAAGUAUGCGUUCCAAACACACGACCGACUUUGCUUCGUCAUGGAGUAUGCUAAUGGAGGCGAGCUGUUUUUCCACUUGUCCCGUGAACGUGUUUUUACGGAAGAACGAGCACAGUUUUAUGGAGCUGAAAUUGUUUCUGCGCUUGAGUAUCUGCACUCACGAGAUGUUGUCUACCGAGACCUGAAGCUGGAGAAUCUAAUGCUGGAUAAAGAUGGACACAUUAAGAUCACAGAUUUUGGUUUGUGUAAGGAGGGAAUUACCAAUGAAGCCACCAUGAAGACCUUCUGUGGAACUCCAGAGUACCUUGCACCUGAGGUACUAGAGGAUAACGAUUACGGACGGGCAGUAGACUGGUGGGGUUUGGGUGUGGUCAUGUAUGAAAUGAUGUGCGGUCGACUGCCAUUCUAUAAUCAGGACCACGAGCGACUGUUUGAGCUUAUCCUCAUGGAGGAGAUCAGAUUUCCCCGGAACCUGUCACCUGAUGCCAAGAGCUUGCUUGCUGGCCUGCUCAAGAAAGACCCUAAACAAAGGUUGGGAGGAAGUUCUGAAGAUGCCAAAGAAGUGAUGGCUCACAAGUUUUUCUCCUCCAUUAACUGGCAGGAUGUACUGCAGAAAAAGCUCACCCCGCCCUUUAAGCCUCAGGUGACAUCAGAGACUGAUACUCGCUAUUUUGAUGAGGAGUUCACUUUGCAGACCAUCACUGUCACACCACCUGACCAGUAUGAUAGCUUGGAUGUGGAGGACCCAGAGGCGCGAACACACUUCCCUCAGUUCUCUUACUCUGCCAGUGUACGGGAGUGAAGGAGACACCCACACAUACAUAUACACACUCUCACCAGCAAACCAGAUAUCAUUGCAAUGCACACCUACACUCACACACUGUCUCACCAGCAACCUGGACACCAUGCUAACACCCAUUCGUACACACACUGUUACCAGCAAACUGGAAACCGUUUACACACACACACACACAUAUACACACACAUAUACACACACACACACACACACACACACACACACAAAACCUGUCACCAGCAAAUCAAACACCAUGGCAACUUACUGCGAUCAGCAGUGAUUAGUGGAGGCCUCAUUAAGCUGUGCCUGAUCCAGAUUGGUCCUCCAGGCUGUCUGUUACACUACACACACACUCUUCACACCUAUAAAUAAAGUGGGUCAAAGACUCAUUGUUUUGAACACCUCAGAAACAGCAUAUACUGUAUACACACAUUCUCUUGUAUGCACGUUUUAAAAAGAAGUAAAACUUCAGAUUGUUACAGUUUUUAAUACAGGGAAAAAAUGCACGCAAGAAGCCAUCCUGCAGUGCAAGUGCCCUUUUUAUGCAUUCAGCUCUUACUGUGGUGACUGCUGAUAGAGACAAAGUGUGUGUGUCUGUGUGUGUGGGGGGGGGUUGGUUUUGUGCGAAUGGUGAUGUGUGUAUGUUCUGAAUGUACAUCUUUAAGUGUGUUUGUGUUGAUUUGAAUCUGUACAGGGCCCAUAAUGUAGGGGGGAGGGGGAGGGGUUGGGACUGGGAUUGCAUAUAUGUACACACGCACACAUACAGAUGCAGUAGAUGUGUAAAGGGAAAAUAACAGUUACAGCUCUGUGGAAAAGUAUGUGUGUGUGUGUGGAGUGUGUCCACUUUCUGUACCUGUAAGGCUGUGUCAUCACUGUGUAGCCCAGGGGUCUGCUACAGAGGGCAGAAUUCCAAACAGUUCAAGCACUGGGAAGAUGUAGUCUUAGGUUCAUCGCUUAGAGACACCAGAGUCGUCACUUGGCAGGUGUCGCAGAGGAAUCACUAAACUGUGCUGUGUAGGACUCUGCAGAACUCCACACAGCUCUAUGUGACCACACCCCAAAUACAACAGGCCUCCUGCUGUAAAACACCCGUCACUCAGCUGUACAAUUCUGCAGGCUUUGAUGUAAAGAGAAUUUUAUUAAAUGAGAAUUUGAAAUGUCUCUUGCUCUUCUCGCUGUCUCUCUCUCUAAUGCUGUUUAAUGAUCUCAGUUAGGAUGAGAGCUGAUGGGAGCAAUUGAGGGAAUGAGGUGGAGUGAGUUUUAUGUAUUUUUUUAUUUUUUGUUUUAUUUUUUUUCCCUUUUCUGUUUGUUUCCUGAACAGAUCAGACAUUUGACAUUUUUGCUUUUGUUCCUUAAAUCAUCCUGAUGAGCUCAAUAUAAAUAUAAUCUAUUCCACAAGCU